GGUCGUUGUCUCUCCUGCAUAUCACCCUUUUCAUCAUCCGUUGAAGGUAUUUUGUUUCCCGUUCCACCUGAAUUAGGUACCUCUUCCCCGUCAGCAUGUGUUUUGGAUCCGGUUCCGACCCAGAUGCACAAGCCCCUAGACGACCUCGUCAACAACAGAGACGGGGUGGCGGCCCACCAACCAUCCCCUUACAAAACAUAAGAAUCAGCGGCCCCGUGACACCACCGGGCCAGGUUCCAGCGCCACAGCGAGACGAGAGAGGCCUUUGGGUUAAACAUGCUCAGUAUGAGUUAUCCAGGCAAAACAUCAUCAAGGCGCUGGGUUACGCGGCCCAGUACAUCAGCCAGAAAGGCCAAAACGUCACCGUGGUGGCGGUCGGUGGUGCCGUCAACACUGUCCUUCUCCAGACGCGGAACACGACGUACGACGUGGACUUCCUCUGUCCACUUCUGGUUCAGCCAACCCUCGGAAUCGUCCGAGAGACCGGCAAAUACGCCGUCGAACGGAGCUCCGUUCCACUGGCCGCCGACUGGCUGAACAACGCCACCGCCAGAAUGCCGGGAGUGGUGGAGCACGUCGACGCUCUCCAAGAAGAAGCCGUUGCCCAGAACGACGUGCUCUUCUCCCGGCCGGGCUUGACCGUGGUGGCGGCGCCAUGGAACUACGCAUUCAUCAAAAAGUACAUCGCAAAGGCGCACUCCAAUAAGCCAGUGCCACUGGUGAAGAUCCAGCGCUGGGGCGCCAAGUACAAGGCUCUGUGCCCGGUCGAGACCCUCGGGCCGAACAACGAGCUCUAUCGACGGACCUAUGGAGUUGAUGGGAUUUUGUUCCCGGCUUCGGGGGGACCGGGACAGGGCGGCUCAAGCCGUGGUGGCUCCUCGCAGGCACGCGGGUCCGGCGCGAGGGCAAAGCGCGGUCAGGCUGUUCGCCGUGGCCGUGCAGCAGCGCGACGCUAA
Chaetomium strumarium is the source of this 956-nucleotide messenger RNA. RefSeq lists its product as uncharacterized. The record is from RefSeq and is a predicted model, not a curated record. The transcript has 2 exons. NCBI's taxonomy places the organism in Eukaryota, Fungi, Ascomycota, Sordariomycetes, Sordariales, Chaetomiaceae. The coding region runs from base 96 to 956 and encodes 286 amino acids.